This is a messenger RNA of Nerophis lumbriciformis (worm pipefish), 3178 nucleotides long. RefSeq names its product solute carrier family 35 member F1 (gene slc35f1). Gene Ontology annotation, biological process: transmembrane transport. NCBI's taxonomy places the organism in Eukaryota, Metazoa, Chordata, Actinopteri, Syngnathiformes, Syngnathidae. Gene Ontology annotation, cellular component: membrane. The record is from RefSeq and is a predicted model, not a curated record. Gene Ontology annotation, molecular function: transmembrane transporter activity.
GCUCCAGAAGAAGACAAAAUAUUCUCAUUAUCUCGCGUGGACCAUCAGAACACCAUCGCCACCUUCAACACGUCACGCAGGACGCAUCCCUUUCCUCCCCUUCAUCCUCCUCCAGCCUCGUCUUCUUCCCUCUUUGUGUGUCGGAAUGGUCUAAUAAUCGAUCGAGAUGAUUUCCGUCGUGUCGACAGUGGAGAACCUUCCCCGAGACGCGGAGAGUCCUUCAGCCAACAUGUUUACACGCUUCAAGAACAUGUUCAGCAGAGACCUGCUUGUGACGUUGGCCUUAGGUCAGGUACUGUCCUUGUUGAUCUGUGCCAUUGGCCUGACCAACAAGUACCUGGUUGAUGAUUUCCACGCCAACACGCCGGUGUUCCAGAGCUUUCUCAACUACAUCCUACUAUUUCUGGUCUACACCACCACACUGGCAGUCAGGCAAGGGGAAGGCAACUUGUUGGCAAUCUUGAAGCAGCGCUGGUGGAAGUACAUGAUUCUAGGGUUUAUUGACAUCGAGGCCAACUACCUGAUACUAAAAGCUUACCAAUACACCACACUGUCCAGUGUACAGCUGUUAGACUGCUUUGUCAUCCCCGUGGUCUUGCUGCUUUCCUGGUUUUUUCUGCUGGUGAGGUACAAGGCGGUCCACAUUUUGGGCACGUUACUGUGUCUGCUGGGCAUUGGCUGCAUGGUGGGGGCUGACGUCCUUCUAGGCCGCCAGCAGGGCCUCGGUGAGCAAAAGUUGUUUGGUGAUCUUUUAGUUUUGGGGGGAGCAACACUUUUCGGGAUCUCGAACAUCUGUGAGGAGUUCAUAGUGAAGAAUAUGAGUCGCGUGGAGUUCCUGGGAAUGAUGGGUCUAUUUGGAUCAUUCUUCUGCGGCAUCCAGCUGGCCAUCAUGGAGCACAAGGAGCUACUGAAGGUACGGUGGGACUGGCAAUUAGGUCUUCUCUACGUGGGCUUCAGUGUCUUCAUGUUCAGCCUGUACAGUUUAAUGCCGCUAGUGAUGAAGAGGACCAGUGCCACCUCAGUCAACCUCUCUCUCCUCACGGCUGACCUGUACAGUCUCUUCUGUGGGCUCUUCCUCUUUCAUUACAAGUUCUCUUGCCUCUACUUGUUAUCGUUCUUCAUCAUCAUCUUGGGCCUUGUGGUUUAUUCGUCCGCAUCUCCCUACAUGGUCCAGGACCCUCGUGUCUACAAGCAAUUCAGGAACACAUUCAACCAGUCGGCCAGAGACCCACCCCAGCCUAGUCAUAGAGUCAUGGAACCCUCCGUGACCUACACCAGCCUGGGCCUGGAGUCAGGAGAGGAGUCAAGUUUACGUGUCAUUUAAAAUGGCAAUGCUUUUAUUUUAUUAUUUUUUUUACUGUGAGAGCCUAGUGCUGUUUUCAUCCAAAGUUUUGCAUAAAGAUCCGCCCCUGUGAUCAUUGACUAUAUGGGGGAUCCAGGUAUUGAGUGGCCUAAGAUUUAGCUCUGUGUCCAAGUUAUCAAGACAAUGUUCCUACUGUAAGAAUUAAGUGAGUCCGUGUUAUAAACCAGGACUAGCCACUACCCUAGUGAUUGUAAAUGAAUAAAAAAUUGUAUACUGUGGAGAAAACAAGUAUUUUUAUACCAUGUUUUUCUAAGUUUACCCCUUACAAAAGUAUUAAGCAGUCCACUAUUUUUUAUUCUAGCUUUAUUAUAACUAAGUGAGACAUAAGGUCAAAUAAAUCCAGAAGAAAUGCAUUGAAUCAAAUUUAUAGCUUAAUGUGUAUUUGUUUGUGUCAAAUAAGUACAAAACCCGAAACCAGUGAAGUUGGUAAAUAACAGAUUACAAUGAUUUGCAAAUUAUUUUAAAUUUAUAUUCAAUUGAAUAGAGUGCAAAGACAAGAUAUUUAAUGUUCGAACUGAGAAACAUUUUUUGUGUGCAAAUCAUUAACUUUACAACAAAUUUUUACCACUGUGUUCCAUGGCCUUUCCUUUUAACAACACUCAGUAAACGUUUGGGAACUAAGGAGACCAAUUUUUGAAGCUUUUCAGGUGUAAUUCUUUCCCAUUCUUGCUUGAUGUACAGCUUAAGUUGUUCAACAGUCCGGGGUCUUCGUUGUCGUAUUUUAGGCUUCAUAAUGCGCCACACAUUUUCAAUGGGAGACAGGUCUGGGUUACAGGCAGGCCAGUCUUGUACCCGCACUCUUUUAUUACAAAGCCACGCUGUUGUAAUAUGUGCAGAAUGUGGCUUGGCAUUGUCUUGCAUGAAAAAGACGUUGCUUGGAUGGCAACAUAUGUUGCUCCAAAACCUGUAUAUACCUUUCAGCAUUAAUGGUACCUUCACAGAUGUGUAAGUUACCCAUGCCUUGGGCACUAAUACACCCCCAUACCAUCACAGAUGCUGGCUUUUGAACUUUGCGCCUAUAACAGUCUGGAUGGUUCUUUUCCUCUUUGUUCCGGAGGACACAACUUCCACAGUUUCCAAAAACAAUUUGAAAUGUGCACUCGUCAGACCACAGAACACUUUUCCACUUUGCAUCAGUCCAUCUUAGAUGAGCUCGGGCUCAGCGAAGCCGGCGGCGUUUCUGGGUGUUGUUGAUAAAUGGCUUUCGCUUUGCAUAGUAGAGUUUUAACUUGCACUUACAGAUGUAGCCACAAACUGUAGUUACUGACAGUGGUUUUCUGAAGUGUUCUUGAGCUCAUGUGGCGAUAUCCUUUACACACUGAUGUCGCAGUACUGCUUGAGGGAUCCAAGGUCACGGGAAUUGCGCUUACGUCCAGUGAUUUCUCCAGAUUCUCUGAACUUUUUGCUGAUCUUAUGGACCGUAGAUGGUGAAAUCCCUAUAUUCCUUGCAAUAGCUCGUUGAGAAUUGUUGUUCUUAAAUUGUUGGAUAAUUUGCUCAUGCAUUUGUUCACAAAGUGGUGACCCUCGCCCCAUCCUUGUUUGUGAAUGACUGAGCAUUUCAUGUAAGCUGCUUUUGUCCCCAAUCAUGGCACCCACCUGUUCCCAAUUAGCCUGUUCACACGUGGGAUGUUCCAAAUAAGUGUUUGAUGAGCAUUCCUCAACUUUCUCUGUCUUUUUUGCCACUUGUGCCAGCUUUUUUUAAACAUGUUGCAGGCAUCAAAUUCCUAAUGAGCUAAUAUUUGCAAAAAAUAACAAAGUUUACCAGUUCGAACGUUAAAUAUCUUGUCUUUGCAGUCUAUCCAUCCAUCCAUUUCC